AUGUUCAACGUGGACGCGAGGAAAUAUCAACUUAGCAAGUCUGCCAGCAGGUUGGAUCAUUUCAUAAGCCAUGAUUGGGCUUCCAGCCGGUGGUUGAAGCUGAUGUCCUUGCUCGUCCUUCACAACUCUGGGCCUGCAUUCUGUACUUCUUUGGCCACAAGCCUUCUGGUGGGCAUCCUGGUUGCUUGCGAGCUGCUGCCCCACAGCUUGUGGACUCCGCUGUUUGGACAUUUCAGCUUCUUUUUUGUGCUGUGCUUCUGGCAACGGAUUCGGGCUUUGUUUGGCCGUCCACUCAUGGUCUUCUUGGACGUUUUGUGCAUCGCGCAGCACGAUGAGAAGCUCAAGAAGAAGGGCAUCCUGGGCUUGGCUGCUUUCGUGGUGAACAGCAAGAGCCUGGUGGUUCUCUGGACUCCGCGGUAUUUUAGCCGUUUAUGGUGCGCAUUCGAGAUCGCCACUUUCAUGAAAGACCCGGAGCAAAGAGGACACAUCCAGUUCAUGCCGCUCAAGCUGGGAGCGUCAGUCAUCCUUGGAUCUAUCUUCUGGCACAUGCUGGGCUUCGGCUGUUCGGCUUUUUAUAUGGCCAGCCAGGCGCAUCUGAUUCAGGAUGUCCAUCCCGACCUUUUCACAAACAAGCUGUGCAUUGUUUAUGCUGGGAGUUAA
Messenger RNA from Symbiodinium pilosum, 660 nucleotides. The record is from the annotation of a GenBank genome assembly. Lineage: Eukaryota; Dinophyceae; Suessiales; Symbiodiniaceae.